GAAGUAAAUUUCUUUUUUUCCUCUCUCUCCUCUCUACCGGCCGACUCUCUCUCUCUCUCACCUCUCCUCCAAAAUUCUCUCUUCGAUUUCAUCGCCUUAGAAUGAGAUUUCGGAAAAAUCCCAAGUACUAAAGUUGUUCUACGCGACGAGAUCUCUCUAUCGAUCCAAGAAGAAUCUUGAUCGGAGCACUUUGAGGUUUCCUCUAUGUUCGGGCUUGCUUCUAACCUUCGAGACUUGUAGUUCAGCUGUUGAGAUUCUGGCAAGUGUAGCAUCAUAUCUGAAUCGGCACCAUGGUUUCCUUCGAAAUGGACGAUCGCAAAAAGAUUGGGCUUGGAUUGACUGGGUUUGGCAUUUUUUUCUCGUUUUUGGGAGUUCUUUUCUUCUUUGACAAGGGCCUACUUGCCAUGGGAAAUAUCCUCUUCUUAUCAGGGGUGAUGUUGACAAUCGGACUGAAGUCCUCACUGCAGUUCUUUAUGAAACCUAGCAAUUACAAGGGAACAAUUUCUUUUGGUGUUGGAUUCUUCUUUGUUGUUGUUGGAUGGCCUGUAUUGGGAAUGAUAUUGGAAGCAUAUGGGUUCAUCGUCCUGUUCAGGGAACAAUACGAGAUUGUUCCGCACAAGUGAGAAGAACAUGUUUUGCAAGGCGCAGGAAGACGACAGUAGACAGUCGUGCUUGAUUGAGAACAGGGUUGAUGUGUAAUGAGGUUGAGAGACAAAGGGAGUGGUAGAAUGAAAGAUGGGGUCGAGGAUGAAGCUGAAAAUUGAGUUAGUUUAUCAAGGAGAGACAUGAUAGUUGGAGGUUGAGAGUUUAUGAUUUGUGUUUGGUACUGAGAUGUAAAUGUGUACGAGAGUGACAAACAAAGUGAGAGGGUGAGAGGAAGAAAAAACCAAGGGGUUUCCCCCUAUGGGUAUGUGUGAGUUUGUGAGUGAGUUGUAAUUUUUUUUUUCCAGAGCAAUUGAAUAUAUAAGUGUGUGAUUGUGUGAAAAUACUCUUUCCCACCAUCAUUUUCAUCGAAGAUUAACUAAGUUUAUGGUGUAUUUUGUGCAGUGGCUUUUGGCCGACAGUAUCAGUUUUUAUUCAGAAGAUACCUGUCCUUGGUUGGGUGUUCCAACAGCCUUUUGUUCGAUGGGUACGUUAACAAUGUCUUUUAGCAAGAAUUCUUAUGGAUCUCUUCUGGUUGUGUUCUUUUUUAAGGCUUCUUUUGUUGGCUAGUUAUCCGUAGAGUUUGCGUAGGGAUCUAGUUGAACAGAACACUAUGGACACGUUUUGUCUUGUCAACACUUUUCAUGUUUCUGAUCCUGAACAUGUAACAGUCGAUGUUAUAAGGCAGCCCCACUUAAUAUUUUGCAUCAUGCUGCUGCAUUCAAUGAAGUUCUUUUCUUGUCACCUGCUUGAAUGAAGUAUAUUCCCAGAUGGAAAUAGUACGUCGCUUGUAAUAAUGGCAAUAAAAGUGAAAUUAGUGAAUAAGUUGAGCCUUCUUGAAAUCUUAAAUUUUGGACUUUUCCACAUAUUCCCAAAUUGUUAGAAUUAGAAAUAGUUUCAAGUAUGUCUGGUUUUUUGUUUUCUAAGGUUGGCUAAUCAUUUGGCUUGUGAUUCACGACUUCAUCAUAUUUCUGCCGAUUACUUGGCUAGCAAGGUCGUGAAUUCUAUUACUGCAAACCUAUUCCAUUCUUAGCUAGUGGAGAUUUAGACUUUUUCGGAACCAACAAAUAAUUUUUUGGGCAUAUUUCCCAGGUUUUUGUAUGAAGUAAAAAAAUAAUCUCGAAUGGCUAGUUGAUUUAGCAUAAGACGUAAGCUGUCGUCUGAAGUACACAAGUCAUCCUUUUAUGCUCUUAUAUACAUGACACUGGUUAAUAAAUUGUUCUAAUGCAUCUCAUUAGAUUCUACUUUUGUGAUAAUUUGGAGUCCAUACCUGCCCCUUGCAUACUGUUGUGGGAGGGAGUGGUCUCUACAUGUUCAGCCAUUUAUUAAAUUUUUUAUCUGAAAUUUUCUCUGGUCUCUAUAUACAGUUCUUUGACCGUUCUCGUGGCAAAAGGGUGCCUGUAUAACCGUAGAAGUUAGAUCUGGGGAAAGUUAUGCCUGCUUACACACUUGUAUGUGUUGUGAAAUACCAGAAGAUGAAUGAUACCGUUUGCGGGGUGACUGUAUAAAAUGUUCUCAAGUAAUGGCAGCAGUUUUGUUGCGACAAUUCUUUAGUUGUUUGUUUUAGAUAUUGACAAACGGACCAUCAUGUUUCAAGGGUUCUUCUCUUAAUACUCUGUGUAUGCAUAUACCAAUUACGGUGGCUCAUUGAUAGAUUUUCUUAUCGAAAGCAUUGAUUGUAGUA
Molecule: messenger RNA, 2326 nt
Organism: Rhododendron vialii
Lineage: Eukaryota; Viridiplantae; Streptophyta; Magnoliopsida; Ericales; Ericaceae
Product: vesicle transport protein GOT1-like
Exons: 6
Coding region: 291-623 (110 amino acids)
Biological process (GO): retrograde transport, endosome to Golgi; endoplasmic reticulum to Golgi vesicle-mediated transport
Source: RefSeq, a predicted model, not a curated record